Messenger RNA from Didymodactylos carnosus, 3390 nucleotides. The record is from the annotation of a GenBank genome assembly. NCBI's taxonomy places the organism in Eukaryota, Metazoa, Rotifera, Eurotatoria, Philodinida, Philodinidae.
AUGUUUUUAAUUAAAAUACUUUUAUUGUAUGAUCAUAAUGGCAAUGCAAAUAAAAGAAAUCGGACAAAUCAAACAUCUUUACAUUGUGUAUUUCAAACUGGAAACGAAGUACGACGAAAUGAAUGUUUAACAUUACUUUUAAAAUGGAAAGAUAAAAAUACGAAUGAAACAAUUGAUAUUGAUGCCCGAGAUUCGGAAGAAAACACGGCACUUCAUUAUGCAGCUCUCUACGGUUUGAAAUCAUGUGUUGAGAGUCUUUUAAAUCAUGGCGCGGCCUUGUAUGUGGAAAAUAAAGAUAAAAUGUCUGCAUGUGAUUUAGCAGAGAAAAAUGGUCAUAAAGAUUUGGCACUGUAUUUAGAAUCAAGAAUGAUAUUUAGUAAUAGUACAGAAGAUUUAGAUAUUGAAGAAUCUCCAUUGAUGAUUAGUGAUACAUCCUGUGGUUUACGGAUACAAGAUUUACAAGAAGCAAAAGAUCUUUUACUCGUCGAAACAGCCGACAUGUUGCAACUGCCAUUGUUUACAGCUGAAGCACUUUUAAGAAAUUAUGAAUGGUCAAAAGAAUUAUUACUUCAAUCAUGGAUUGAUGAUCCUAUUCAAUGUUGUGAGAAAUGUGGUGUAUCACCACCGCUUAGUCUAUUACAUGAACGUGGAUUAACAUCAAUGAAUAUUGUCGAUUUAGAAACAAUUUCCUUAGCGAAUGAGUGUGGUAUAUGCUAUAGUGUAUUUGAACUUGGAUGUGAACGUAUUGUUAUUUCAUGUGAUCAUCAGUUUUGUAAACAAUGUUGGCAAAACUAUUUAACUGUUAAAAUUCAAGAAGGAAGUGUUCACAAUAUUUUUUGUCCAGCUUAUGAUUGUUUUUCAUUUGUACCAAAUGAAAUAAUUGAAAAAUGUGUUACAAAGGAAAUGGCUCGUCGUUAUUUACAAUUUGAUAUCAAAGCAUUUGUUGAUUCAAAUCCAAAUUUUAAAUGGUGUCCAUAUCCUAAUUGUGGACUAGCUGUACAAAGUCCACUCGAUCGUAUCCAACAAUCAUCUCAUAUGAAAGAAUUUUCAAAAUCGGUUAAUUGUAUCAAUGGACAUUAUUUUUGUUGGGAUUGUCUACAAGAAGGGCAUGAACCAGCUAGCUGUCAAAAUUGGAAAGAUUGGUUUGAUAAAUUACUUGAAAUAAAACCAGAAGAAUUAAAAGGAACUGAUGAAGAGGAAGAAAUUGCUGCAAAUUGUUUAUGGUUAGUUACGAAUUCAAAAAAAUGUCCAAAUUGUUCAAUAUCAAUACAAAAGAAUGAAGGAUGUAAUCAUAUUAAAUGCGUAAAAUGUAAACAUGAUUUUUGUUGGAUUUGUUUGGAAGUAUGGAAAAAACAUUCGUCAACAACUGGUGGAUAUUUUCAAUGUAAUCGUUAUGAACAUGUGAAUAAAAUUGUUGCUAAAGAACGUGAACUAAUUACAGAAGCUGAACAACAUCAUAUUCGAAUGGUUGAAUUAAAUAAAUUUGUUCAUUAUUAUACAAGAUUUAAAAAUCAUGAAAAUUCAUAUCGAAUUGAAGAACCAUUAUCAAAAAUAGCGAAAGAAAAGUGUGAAAUUAUUUUAUCAUUAACACCUUCUCAUUCAUCACCAUCUGUUACAAUUACAACAACAGAAAAUGAUCAAGAAUCACAAACAAAAUUUAUUGAAGAUGCUAUCAAAGAAUUAUUACGUGCUCGACGAGUAUUACGUUGUUCUUAUGUUUACGGAUAUUAUUUAGAAAAUAGUGGACAUAAAAAAAUGAUAUUUGAAUUUAUACAAACUGAAUUUGAAGAAUGUACCGAAACAUUGUCACAAAUUAUUGCACGUCCCUACUUGAGAACACCUAAAGCUCGAAUUAUACAAAUAGCAAAAAAUGUUAAACGAAAACGUUUGGAAUUUUUAGAAACAAUUGCCAGAGGUCUAAUACCACCGGAUACACCACCCAGUCUCAGAAAGUUUAGUAGACAAAGAUGGAAGUAUUUGUUGAAAGAUGAUGUCGAUGGUGAUGAUAGUGAAUUGAAAAAAGCUAUUGCCAAUUCAUUAAAAGAAUUAAAUCCAAAAAAUCCAUGGGUAGUCGAUAGAAAAGGUCGACAUACAAAUUUAGUGACAUUAUUGGAUGAAUGGCCAGAGUUAGAAGAUGAAGUUGAUUCAUGUCUAAUAUCCUGCGACGAUGGUCCCUAUUGCAAACGUCAUAAUUGUUUUCGACAUCGAGCACGAAAUCCGACUACAUCUAUUAUCUAUGAUUAUUGUUCAUUAAAAUGUUUACGUCUUGAUCGUAUUGAACAAUUAGAGAAAGAAGAAAAAGAGAUGGAACAGGCUCUAUUACCCACAACUGUUCAGUCAACUACCACAGAAAAUACCCAACAGAAUUCUCUACCAUCAUCUCCAUCAUCGACUGUAUCAUCAAGUGAAUUACCACCUUAUCAAACAUCUCAUUAUAUUAUGGAUUUAUUACGAGCGCUUGAAAUGUCUCGUUUACAAGCAGCGCGGGAAAUGGAACAAAAUCUCUAUCGACCUAGAAGUUGUUCAAAUCAAAAUGUAGUAGAUAAAUCAGAUUAUUAUGAUGAUUUACAGCGAGCAAUUGAAUUAUCAUUGAAAACAAAUCAACAACAACAGCAAUUACAAACUAAACAAAGUGAAACGGAGACAGCAGUGGCAUCUAACAGUGAAAUAAUAUCAACAACGGUGCCAUCAUUACUCGUCGGUGCAACUGUCUGUUUUUCAGCAUGGAUUGAUGAUGGAUCGUCAGUUGAUGAACAACAUCAUCAAGUAACUCAUCCAACAACGACAUUUUCAAGUUUAGAUCUAUUUGCUGACGAUGAUUCUGAAACAUUAAAUUCCAUGAUAUUAAAUAUGGAAGUAAAUGAUAAAAAUUUAAAUGACAAAAAAGUAUUGGCUUUCGAUCGUAAAGCAAAAGAAUUAAAAGAUAAUUUGAAUACACCCGAUGUUAUUAAAGAAUAUGAAGAUUAUGAUUUUAAAUGUAUGGAAACAUCGUUGUUACAACAACAGAUAAUGUUCAAACGUAACAGUAGUAAUAAGAAAAAAGAUAAUUCUACUAUUAUUCAACAACAACCACCACCACCACAACAACAACAACAGAGUAACGAUAAUGAUAAUAAAAUAUCAGUACAACCAUUAAGAAAAAAACAGCAAGUUCAACUAAAAUUAAAUAAUUAUUCAAUGACAAAUAGUAACAAUGAUGAUAUUCGUCCAUGUGAACCGGGUGAAACUUUUAAACGAACGUCGAUUGUAACCGAUGAUCAACAACAAGAGUCGCAGAUAAUAAACAGUAUUUCUUUCGUGAAUCCUACCUCAACACAUCAGAUAACUCGUGCAAUUGUUGAACGAAUACAAACUCCGACUGAGGAUGAACCGAAUGCUAGUGCCAUUUGA